Galeopterus variegatus (Sunda flying lemur) is the source of this 2864-nucleotide messenger RNA. It is a transcript of the gene CIZ1, whose product is annotated as CDKN1A interacting zinc finger protein 1. Bases 50 to 2734 code for a protein of 894 amino acids. Gene Ontology annotation, cellular component: nucleus. The transcript is spliced from 17 exons. NCBI's taxonomy places the organism in Eukaryota, Metazoa, Chordata, Mammalia, Dermoptera, Cynocephalidae. Gene Ontology annotation, molecular function: nucleic acid binding; zinc ion binding. The record is from RefSeq and is a predicted model, not a curated record.
UGUAAAUUGGGGUGGGUGGCUAUGGAUGGGAGGGGAGCUGGACUGACCUAUGGUGAGGACCCCUGCCUUACUCCCCAUCCUUCCCUCAGCCACCAUGUUCAACCAGCAGCAGCAGCAGCAGCUCCAGCACUUACAGCAGCAGCAGCAGCUUCAGCAACAGCAAUUGCAGCAGCAGCAGUUGCUGCAGCUCCAGCAGCUGCUCCAGCACUCCCCACCGCAGCCUCCGCUGCCUAUGGCUGUCAGCCGGGGGCUCCCUCAGCAGCAGCCACAGCAGCAGUUUCUGAAUCUCCAGGGUGCCAACUCGGCCUCCCUCCUCAAUGGCUCAGUGCUACAGAGAGCUUUGCUUUUGCAGCAGUUGCAAGGACUGGACCAGUUUGCAAUGCCACCAGCCACGUAUGACAGUGCCGGUCUCACCAUGCCCACAGCAACAUUGGGUAACCUCCGAGGCUACAACAUGGCAACCCCGACCCUGACCACCCCCAGCCUUACGCCACCCCAGCUGGCCACUACAAAUCUGCAGCAGUUCUUUCCCCAGGCCACCCGCCAGUCCCUGCUGGGUCCCCCUCCUGUUGGGGUGCCCAUGAACCCCUGUCAGCACAACCACUCUGGGCGGACCCCCCAGAAACAGACUCGGACCUCCUCCUCCACCACCCCUAAUCGCAAGGAUUCUUCUUCUCAGACGAUGCCUGUGGAAGACAAGUCAGACCCCCCAGAGGGGUCUGAGGAAGCUGCAGAGCCCCGCAUGGACACACCGGAAGACCGGGAUUUGCCCCCGUGCCCAGAUGGUGUUGCUAAGGGGAGACGCACUCCAGCGCCUGAGCCUGAGCCUUGUGAGGUGUCUGAGCCACCCGCCAAGAGGUUGAAGAGCUCAGAAGAGCCCCUAGAGAAGGGGCCUCCAAGGCAGCUACAGGCAAAGGUCCAGCCACAGGCCCGGAUGACAGCACCAAAGCAGACACAGACACCUGAGCUGCUGCCCGAGCCACGGGAAGCCCAAGUGGUGCCACGAUUCCAGCCACGGGUUCUGCAAAUCCAGGCCCACGUGCAGCCACAGACUCAGCCACGGAUGCCACCAGUGGACACCCAGGUGCAGCCAAAGCUGCAGAAGCAGGCGCAGACACAGACCUCUCCAGAGCACUUAGUGCUGCAGGAGGAGCAGGUGCGGCCACAGGCACAUGCACAGCCCCCAAAACAGAUGCAGCUGCAGCUGCAGAAGCAGGCACAGACACAGACAUAUCCACAGGUACACCUGCAAGCACAGGCAGGGAUCCAGCCACUGGAGCAGCCACCAGAGCAACCUUUGGCACAGGUGCUAGUGCAGCCACUGGAGCAGACCCAGGGUCAGCCUCAAGCCCAGCCACAGGUAUCAGUGCCAGCCCCAGAGCAAGCACCGGUUCCUGUUCAUGCCAUGGCGCUGGAGACAGCACUGGAGAGGCCGCCUGAUAGGGUAGAGGCUGUGGAAGGUGUGGAGGAGGCCUCGCCGGAGCCGGCGGGCCCCCAGGUCAGCGUGGAAGAGAGCCAGGAAAAGUCGGCCAGUGGCCUGGAUGUGGGCGAAUGUGAAAAAAGAGCAAGAGAGAUGCUCGGGGUGUGGGGUGCCGGCAGCUCCCUGAAGGUCACCAUCCUGCAGAGCAGCGACAGCCGGGCCUUUAGCACCGUACCUCUCACACCCGGGCCCCGUCCUGCUGACUCCACCUCUGCCACUGCUGCGGCUGCCAGCACGCCCUCUAAGCAGGCCCUCCAGUUCUUCUGCUACAUCUGCAAGGCCAACUGUGCAAGCCAGCAGGAGUUCCAGGACCACAUGGCGGCGGCUCAGCACCAGCAGCGGCUUGGGGAGAUCCAGCACAUGAGCCAGGCCUGCCUCUUGUCCCUGCUACCUGUGCCCCGGGAUGUCUUGGAGAGAGAUGAAGAAGAGCCUCCCCCUAGGCGCUGGUGCAACACCUGUCAGGUGUACUACAUGGGGGACCUGAUCCAACACCGCAGGACACAGGACCACAAGCCAGCCACACAGGGAAGAGAUGUGUUUUCCCAUGUGCCAUUGCAGGGACACAGCCUGGCAUAUUCAGAUGUGAUCGCCAAACAAUCCCUGCGACCCUUCUGCACUGUUUGCAACCGCUACUUCAAGACCCCCCGCAAGUUUGUGGAGCACGUGAAGUCCCAGGGGCACAAGGACAAAGCCAAGGAGCUGAAGAUGCUUGAGAAGGAGGUAACCGGCCAAGACGAGGACCACUUCAUCACGGUGGAUGCCGUGGGUUGCUUCGAGGGCGAUGAAGAGGAGGACGAUGACGAGGAUGAAGAGGAGAUCGAGGUCGAGGAGGAAUUCUGCAAGCAGGUGAGGUCCAGAGAUAUAUCCAUAGAGGAAUGGAAGGGUUCAGAGACCUACAGCCCCAACACUGCAUAUGGCGUGGAUUUCCUGGUGCCCGUGAUGGGCUAUGUCUGCCGCAUCUGCCACAAGUUCUACCACAGCAACUCAGGGGCACAGCUCUCCCACUGCAAGUCCUUGGCCCACUUUGAGAACCUGCAGAAAUACAAGGCGGCUAAGAACCCCAGCCCCACCACCCGGCCUGUGAGUCGCCGGUGUGCGAUCAACGCUCGGAACGCCUUGACUGCCCUGUUCACUACCAGUGGCCGCCCACCCACUCUGCCCAGCACCCAGGACACAGCCAAAACCCCCAGCAAGGUGACGCCUCGACCCCCCCAGCCCCCACCACCCCGGCGCUCAGCCCGCCUUAAAACCUGAUAGAGGGAGCUACCAGGGCUCAGCCUGUUUGGGUCCAAAUCUGCUAAUGCUUUUUAGGAGUCUGUAUGGAAACUUUAACAUGUUUGGUGUUUUUACUCAAAAUCCAAUAAAAGAAGGUAGUUUGGCUGCA